CCAAGUGUCAUCUGUCACUCGCGAACUGUGUGUUUUUUUGUGAUUUUCACGGAACGGAAAAAAGCCGGAUCGAAAAAUCAAGAUUUCCCCGGUUAAAACACCGGAAUCUGUACCACGAUGGCUGCCAAUCUGUGGCAGGGACUACGCAGAUUGUGCAUUUCGGAGGCCAGCGGCUCCAGCGGUAGUGUGCAGCGGCUUUUAAGAGCGAAUCUUCACACGACGAGCGCACUAGCGAAAAACUGGAAUGGACACAACACCGGCCCUCAGCGAUGGUUGCAGUACAAUAAGGUGAUUUAUCAACCCCAGACACCGACCGAAGAACCGCGGCCAGCGUACGUGUGCCACCAGAAGACCAACAUCAAGUACAGCCCGAAAAAGAUGUGGUAUGUGGCUGCGUUCGUGCGAGGCAUGAGCGUCGACGAGGCGCUCAAGCAGCUCUCGUUUGUGGACAAAAAAGGGGCCAGUUACGUGAAAGAAGCGAUUCUGGAAGCAAUCGAGAUGGCCGUUAAGCGGCACAACGUAGAGUUCCGCACCAAUCUGUGGGUGGCGGAGUCGUUCUGCGGAAAGGGCCGCGUUUUCAAAGGCAUCCGUCGACACGCCCGUGGACGGAGUGGAGAGGUAGAGUACAAACACUGCCACUACUUUGUCCGCCUUGAGGAAGGCUCGCCACCGGAGCACUAUUAUCAACCAGCACCCCAAACCGGGGAACAGCAGCUCGAAGAGUGGCUGGCAGCGAUGAGGAGACGAAAGGUCACCAGCUCGUUGUAAGUGCGACGAGUUAUUGCGAAGUAGAGUUCUUUAUUUAAGUUCAAAUAUACAACUAAACAGUGAACAAUUCUCUAAGCGUACACAGUUCCUUGUAU
Messenger RNA from Anopheles darlingi, 863 nucleotides. It is a transcript of the gene mRpL22, whose product is annotated as 39S ribosomal protein L22, mitochondrial. NCBI's taxonomy places the organism in Eukaryota, Metazoa, Arthropoda, Insecta, Diptera, Culicidae. Gene Ontology annotation, biological process: translation; ribosome assembly. The transcript has a single exon. The coding region runs from base 118 to 768 and encodes 216 amino acids. Gene Ontology annotation, molecular function: structural constituent of ribosome. The record is from RefSeq and is a predicted model, not a curated record. Gene Ontology annotation, cellular component: ribosome; mitochondrial large ribosomal subunit.